AGUGCAGCCUCGGUUUGUCCAAUAAUGAUGUAUGAUAACAAGUGGGCUGCUGCUGUGCUGCACCUGCGCAGAUAACCGCAGAUCUACAAGUCGUUAGAUUCCUGGUGCGGAAGUGUUCCCUGUCUGACCGUCUCUUUGGGGGCCGGGUCAUGAAACUUCAGGGGUGGAUCUCCUUCAGUAACUUGGCAGCUGGAGUUCUCUCUUCAGCAUCCUGGAGGCUGGUGGCUCUCAGCAGCAGCAGCAGCAGCAGCAGCCGCCGCCGCCAGAAACACGUGUGGUUCAGUCGGUCCGUCGCGAACAACAUGGCAGAGGAAGCGAAGAAACUGGCCGCUUACGCCGCGGUGGAUAACCACGUCCAGAACAACCAGGUGGUUGGAGUGGGCAGCGGAUCAACCAUUGUCUAUGCUGUGGACAGAUUAGCUGAGAGAGUGCGUCAGGAGAAACUCAACAUCGUGUGUGUGCCCACCUCUUUCCAGGCUCGUCAGCUGAUUUUGCAGCACGGCCUGGCGCUGUCGGAUCUGGACAGGCACCCAGAGCUGGACGUGGCGAUUGACGGCGCAGACGAGGUGGACGCAGACCUCACGCUGAUCAAAGGCGGCGGCGGCUGCCUGACUCAGGAGAAGAUUGUCGCCGGCUGUGCCAAACAUUUCGUUGUCGUUGCUGACUACAGGAAGGACUCCAAGGCUCUGGGCCAGCAGUGGAAGAAGGGAGUUCCUAUUGAGGUGAUCCCCAUGGCGUACGUCCCCGUCUCCAGGACGAUAGCCAAGCGCUUUGGAGGGGAGGCAAACUUACGGAUGGCUGUCAGUAAAGCAGGUCCUGUGGUCACUGACAACAGUAACUUCAUCCUGGACUGGAAGUUUGAGCACGCCGAGAACUGGAAGGAAGUCAACACCGCAAUCAAGAUGAUUCCAGGUGUGGUGGAGACUGGGCUUUUCGUCGGCAUGGCUGAACGAGCCUACUUUGGGAUGGAAGAUGGAAGCGUGCAGGUUCGAGAUCCUCCCGUCAACUGAAGAGUUUGCCACGUUCCCGGUCGUCCCUCCUCCCGAAUGACCUCACUUUUACCCACAAGUGCCGUGUUUAUGAUUUACACCUGGUCUCGGACUGUGUUUGGACAGAGCUGCACCUCCUGCAGAACUGGACCAAACUGUAGCUGGGCUCUUUUCGCACAUCUCAAAGCCAGAUACAUUUGAGGAUCACUUGGUUUUUCUCAUUCUGCAGGUGAUGCGUCUGACACUGAGUUUUAAAGUGCCUGAUGAGUAAAAUCAAGUGCAUCGGAUAUGCUUAGUGUUUUUUUUAUUAUUAUUUUUUCCUUAUUGUUGCUCAGUUUGGCUGCCUGGUCUCAGUGGGAACGUUGGCUCUCCCUGUGAUUAGCAGGUUUGACUAAAUGUCUAAGUGCUGUCAAUCACUGCAGUGUCGCAGAAUGAAACUAAGGUGUGCCUUGAGAUUAUAUUUUCAGUUCUAUCAAAAGAAAUGAUGCUAUUAAAGUUACAUUUAAAAGUUUAUAAUCAUACGUCAAACUAUUGCCAUCUGCUACUUUAGGCUGCUGCAAAUAACCGAAGUCCACUCGUCAAGUGAAGGCUCAGGACAUUGUAAGCAGUCAGACAGCUGAUAUGUCAUUUUGUUUCAUUAGAUCACAGAGAGGAGUAAUAUGAACAAUAUUCGACAGCAUCAAGACGUUAUACUUUACAGAAUUAAUUUCUGUAAUUAAUAUUCUAAUUUAAACUGAAAAAAGCUAAAAAAAAAAAUGAAUGAGAUCUUCAGUCAUGAUAUGGGAGUUCUUCUCCCUGGCUGUUGUUAAUUGCUAACUGAUGUAGCUCAAAUCUGAACCAACAGCAACACAAGUAUAUUGUAUGUGCCUUGGCAGCCUGUUUUAUUCAGAUGUAGCCAGAUUCAUUGAUUAUGUAGCUGGUCCCAUUGUUGGAACACUGUCACUCAGAAUCAGUGCUAAAUUAGGAUUAAAAACUGCAUCAUCAGGUUUUAGGCAAGACCUUUCAAUAUAUAAUUGUAUCAAAAAUGCAGCAGCUAAAGACCAUAGAUAAAUCCUUAAGGUUUGGUUUAAUUAGUGUCCAGCUCCCAAAAAAAAACUCUGACAUAUGUCAUGUUUCAUGAAGUCAUUUAAAUAUUUUGAAGUCUUAAACAGGAACAACCAUCAUUUUGUUAAAAACUUGUGAUAGUUUAUUUUACAGAUGCUUGAUAUAUUUCACUUUGGAAUGCAGUUGUUGUUCUUUUGGCUCACAAUGCCUUAAACUUAAUUUUUGUGUGUUUUAUUCUUUUGUAUGUACACCUCUCAGCAACAUCUGGGAAAUGUAAAUGCUAAUUUGUCUACAAGCCACUGUUAUUAGGUACCGGGCAUCCAAUUCUAUUAGUCGACUUCUACUAUUCGAGUUGAAUUCUGCUCUCUUAAAUCAAAUGGAACUGGAUGCGUUGAGGAUGUAUCGGCUUCAGUGGUGUGUAGACAAAGCAAAAGUUAACUGAGAAUAUAUGGCCCAGUUUGGGUCCGAUACAAGUUGUAGUACACCUCUUAUUCCUUUCUUUACUAAUUCACUGUGAUAAUCAUUUUUGCUGUGAAGGUGCUCUUUUGUUUGUCAACCAAUACAUAACUGUAAUGAGAACA
Perca flavescens (yellow perch) is the source of this 2614-nucleotide messenger RNA. It is a transcript of the gene rpia, whose product is annotated as ribose 5-phosphate isomerase A (ribose 5-phosphate epimerase). Gene Ontology annotation, biological process: D-ribose metabolic process; pentose-phosphate shunt, non-oxidative branch. The transcript is spliced from 9 exons. The record is from RefSeq and is a predicted model, not a curated record. Bases 150 to 1010 code for a protein of 286 amino acids. Gene Ontology annotation, cellular component: cytoplasm. Gene Ontology annotation, molecular function: ribose-5-phosphate isomerase activity. Lineage: Eukaryota; Metazoa; Chordata; Actinopteri; Perciformes; Percidae.